GUGAUUUUUAAGCCCUAGCGGCGCUACUCUCUCUCGCCGUUGCCGAAUCGAGUUUAAACCCGCACCAGUCAACAUGCCAUCGGCGGCAGAAACUCCACAAGCACCUUCCUUAUCAGCCCACCUUAUCGGCCGCCGUCACCCCACCAAGAGCUUCUCCAAACAAUAAACCCCGCACAAGAACCCUAUAUCUUCCUCCUCCUUUCUCCUCCAACGUAAAUUUCUCCAGCAACUAUUCCCAAAACAUACUCCCCCAAACAACCCAACCACAAAACCCACCACAAUGUCCACAACCGCUAUCCCCCUCCACCCACCCACCGCCCUCCCCGCCUCCGCCGCCGCCCACUCGCUCGCCCCCUCCGCCCUCUCCUCCCUCUCCUUCCUCGCCUCCUCCGCUCGCUCCGCCGCCUACGCGCCCUACUCGCGCUUCCGCGUCGGCGCCGCCGUGCUGCUCUCAGACGGCACUGAGGUCUCCGGUGCGAACAUCGAGAAUGCGUCGUACCCCGUUGGGACCUGCGCUGAGCGCGUUGCGCUGGGGUCUGCGAUCAUGAGUUUGUUGGAUCAUGGGCAAAAUAAGAGGGCGAAGGUGGAGGUGGGGGAGGUGGAGAGGGAGGAGAGGGCGGGGGUGGCGGAGUUUAAGGGGGGGUGGAAGAAGGGGACGUUUAGGGCGUUGGCGGUUACGAGUGAUGCAGUGGGGGUGAUUAGUCCGUGUGGGAUGUGUAGGCAGUUUAUUAAGGAGUUCUGCGACGCAUCGAUGCCGGUGUAUAUGUUUGACAAGGUGGGGAAUUUCCAUGUCUUGACUGUGGAGCAGUUACUCCCGCUGUCGUUUACGAUGGAUUCGAUGCCAGAUUUGGUUGCGACGGCUAAGGCGAGGGAGAAGGCGGCGUAGAUUUUGUUAGGGGGGUGGAAUCGAGUUAUAAUAUUGUCAAAGUCGAAGGCGAAAAGCAGGGUUAUGAGAUGGGAUUGUAUUUUUGGCCCAUAUUGGACUGUAUUUAUCAUCGACAGAACCAAGCUGAGUGUCUAUAAAUUGAUAUAGUUUGACCUUUCAAUACAUUCUUGUUAAUCUCAG
Molecule: messenger RNA, 1066 nt
Organism: Pseudogymnoascus verrucosus
Lineage: Eukaryota; Fungi; Ascomycota; Leotiomycetes; Thelebolales; Thelebolaceae
Exons: 3
Coding region: 281-886 (201 amino acids)
Cellular component (GO): cytosol
Molecular function (GO): cytidine deaminase activity; zinc ion binding
Source: RefSeq, a predicted model, not a curated record